This is a messenger RNA of Polyodon spathula (Mississippi paddlefish), 2931 nucleotides long. RefSeq names its product mannose-P-dolichol utilization defect 1b (gene mpdu1b). The transcript is spliced from 7 exons. The record is from RefSeq and is a predicted model, not a curated record. Gene Ontology annotation, biological process: oligosaccharide biosynthetic process. Lineage: Eukaryota; Metazoa; Chordata; Actinopteri; Acipenseriformes; Polyodontidae. The coding region runs from base 26 to 766 and encodes 246 amino acids.
AGUUCUUGUUUUUCCCAAUGCUAAAAUGGACGCGCCUGCGAUGGAGUCCUUCAGAGAACUGCUGGUGAAUUUUCUCAUUCCCGAAAAAUGUUUUGAUGAGUUUUUUGUCAAUUUCAACCUUCUGGACGUGCCAUGCUUGAAGAUCCUUCUUAGUAAAGGACUGGGAAUGGGGAUCAUCGCGGGCUCUCUGAUGGUGAAGCUGCCUCAGAUCUUCAAGCUCUUGGGAGCCAAGAGUGCUGAGGGGCUGAGUUUCAACUCCAUCCUUCUUGAACUGCUGGCGAUCACAGGAACCAUGGCCUACAGCAUCGCAAACAGCUUCCCCUUCAGUGCCUGGGGAGAAGCUCUCUUCCUGAUGCUUCAGACAGUUGGUAUUGGUUUCCUGAUCCAGCACUACAGGGGAAAUUCUCUGCAAGGUCUUGGGUUUAUAGCAGUUUAUUUUGCCUUGGUCUCCUUGUUGCUGUCGCCCAUUACCCCGAGGUCUGUUGUCACGACGAUGCAAGCCACAAACAUGCCAGCCAUUGUAAUCAGCCGGCUGAUGCAGGCUGGCACUAACUUUCGCAAUGGGCACACAGGCCAGCUGUCUGCUGUCACGGUGUUUCUGCUGUUCGCAGGAUCCCUGGCCAGAAUAUUCACCUCUGUGCAGGAAACGGGGGACCCCCUCAUGGCGCUGACCUACGUGGUGUCUUCGUGCUGUAACGGGGUCAUCGCGGCCCAGCUGCUCUACUACUGGAACGCCAGGCCAGCCGACGAGAAGAAGCGGCAGUGAAAACGGCGCGAAGCGAGAACAGAAACGGAACAGACUGGAGGAGCGAGAAAGCGGACUCGGACACCAGAAGCCUCCCGGCGUUCUUGCAGCACUGGGUUCUUUUUUUUUUUUUUUACCACUUUACUUUCAAGUUUGAAAUCUGAAGCUCUUUAAAUUCGCCGUUCAUUUCCUUCCUGCAGUACGAAUAAUACAACCCCCCCGCUUCCUGCUCACACAUUUACCUUUCCUUCUUUCUGUCCCUUUUCAGUGAUCCUUCUCAUGGGUUAUGUUGCUACAAAGUCAAGUUUUUUUUUUUUUCCCCUCUAAAUCUGCUUUUCCUAGCUUGCCUGGAGAAUCCCAAGAGCCAAGACUGAGCUGCCUUCCUCCUUCCAUACAAUGCGACAGCUCGGUUCUGGCAGGCCCCACCUGCUCCAGAUCGAAAGUCGCGCCGUCGCACGAUUUGAAUGCAGUGAGGGUUAAGGGUUAGGCUGUUGAGUCCCGGCACUUCGGAGUCUACAGACAAGCUCAAAGCAGCUCAAAGAAGGGAAAGGCGACUUUUAAAACAAGACUGGCCCUAGAGCAACAGAACCACUGAGUGAUUGCAGACUCCCAUCAGAUCGUAAAUGAAAAAAACAGCAGCUGAACUCGGAGUUUGAAACCGGGACUGUAUUGCUUUCAAAUCUCCAAUAGGAAAUCUAAAGGUACAUUUUUUUGUUUGAGAAAGAAAAAAAAAAAAUAAUAAUAAUAAUAAUUUGAAGUCCUGGGAUUCAGAGCUGCCCUUAAAGUUUCAUUUCAGUGAUCAGGAGCCAGGAGUUUGAUGCUAAAUGUUUUGUGCCUGUUUAAUAAUCCCACAGACUCACAGUCUUAUUCAUGCUGUGACGUCAGAAUCUGUUCAUUCAAACCUGAUUGUUAAUCUGCCACCUGCCUUGUCAUUGCAAUAAUAUACCUGAACAGGAGAGGGAGCUGUGAACCGCAGAAUUAGCAGGAAUAGCAGAGGCUGCUGAGGGAAGGUGUCUAGAGAUUUGCUCAAUAACGUUUUUUUCCAAAAUAACAUUCCUAAAGUUAACUUUGGCUGCUAUUGAAGAUUAUAGAUUAUAUAUCUGUGACAAUGUGACAGUCCAGUUUGUGUAUAUUCCCACACGCUAAUCCGUGUCCUACAGAUUGCGCAGGAAAUGAUCUUGCGGCAGAAAAUCAACAACUGCGUUUGGUUCAAGAGCUGCGUUUCAAACAUCACCCCAAAAUUUUAAAACAAGGAGGGCUAGUGAUGGUGUGUGAUUAGUUCUAAUCAGAUGGAUUUUAAAAUAUUGGUGAGCAGUCUUUUUAAAAUUGAAUUGUAGCUCUAAAGUAAUGACCAGUUGUCUCCAAAUGUGCUUUGUUGAAAGCUGUUCUGGCAAACCAUGUGUUUUCAUUUUAAAACAUCCGGUCAGCCAACUACUGUUAAAAAAACAAAAAAUAACAAAACACUGCUCAUUUUCCAAAGUACUGCCUCAGGAUGUUCAUUGUACUUACCAGCUCAUUUCACCCAGCGUGUCAGUCAAUAGGAGAAGCACCUGAUUGGCUAUUGACAGGAAAGAAGCCGUCGAAGCGGCUCACCCUGCAGGCGACCUAGGAAGCGCAACACUGCGUGAAAGCAUGGCUUGCAAACCGAGAUUUCUUCAACCGAGUAUCGGGUUUUAAAACUAAAAUAUGUGUGUUUCUUUCACAAGACCACAUUUGAGACCAAGUGGAAGGACAAAGGUAAGGUUUAUGGAGUUUACUUCCAGGGGAAGACUAGGCUCCUUGUCUGUUUCCCUGUUUUGAAGAGGUUUGAGUUUUGAAAUUACAGAGAGGGACCUGCAAGGGAUCAGUGUGACCUACAUAAUAGGUCAAAAACAUUAUUAUAGAACGUGAACGUUGUUGACUAGGUUGUGCUUGUUGGUUUGUCAAUUAUUCGCCCUUAAAAAUGGAAUCGUUUUUCUGCCACAUUGCGAGAAACCAUUGCCUACCUACAUCGAUGCAUACGUCAGUUACACUUGGAUAGCAUUCUGCUUUAAAAAAAAAAUAAAAAAAUCACAAGCACGUGGCUGUCUGUCUGCUUUUUCAACCCGAAAUGAAAUGUUAAUAACUACGAAUCAUUAUACUUUUGCAUCUAGUGUGUCUGUCUGUACAACUCAAGUACUUGAAAUCUUUAAUAAAAAUGAAAUUUA